UUCAGCUCGUAGCCACACAGCUUAGACAACAUGAGGCCCAGCAGCUUCUUGGUCCUGGUGGUGGUCCUUAUCCUGGGGAUUCUGGCGGCACAGGCCGCUAUCACUGGAGGGCAAGGCACUGACAAAGGUCGUGUUCCGGUCAAAGGACAAGAUCCGGUUAGAGGUCAAGAUCCAGUCAAAGCCAAAGGUCCCGGGUCCACUAAGCCUGGCUUCUGCCCCCACAUUCUGAUCCAGUGCGCCAUGUUGAACCCCCCGAACCGCUGUCUGAGCGACACCGAGUGCCCGGGGGCCAAGAAGUGCUGUAAGGGCCCUUGUGGGCUGGCCUGCUUGGAUCCCCAGUGAGCCAGGUGGAGCCUGUCCUUGCUGCACCUGGGAAGUCCCCAGGGCUGCUGGUUCUGGCCCCUGUCGCAUGGCCCUCUGCCUCCCUGGGCGUUCCGCCUCCCGCUCAGGAUGCCCAAGUCUGGGCUUGGCUGCCUCCCUUCUUGACUUUGUAAUAAAAGACGACUUUCUGCUUC
Molecule: messenger RNA, 515 nt
Organism: Leptonychotes weddellii (Weddell seal)
Lineage: Eukaryota; Metazoa; Chordata; Mammalia; Carnivora; Phocidae
Gene: PI3
Product: peptidase inhibitor 3
Biological process (GO): antibacterial humoral response; innate immune response
Cellular component (GO): extracellular region
Molecular function (GO): serine-type endopeptidase inhibitor activity
Source: RefSeq, a predicted model, not a curated record